AUGCUUCCGAGAGCGAUAUACCUUUCGCUCAUUUUCAGCUUCUUCUUCAACACAGCCCUGUCAUAUCCAACUUGGUUCUUGGCUGUUUUCCAGUUCCGAUGCAAAGCGCCAAGCAUAGUCGAAUCCUACAGCGAGGACUGGAAGGAAUGGAGAGUCUCGAGCAUUUGCGCGCCCGGGACUUGCUGUGCAACCAGCGCAGCGACCGGGCCGCUGUGCACCGUUGAGGCAUGUGAGAAGGCCGACCAGGAGCGGGAGCGGAAGCUCAAGUCAUACAACGCUGUCCAAGCUUCGAAGAAGAAGACCGAGGAGGCGAAGAAGGCGAAAGAGAUUCUGAGCAAGUCGUCAGAGUCGGAGACAAAGUGGAAGGUAGCAGAUUCUCAGGCUGAAGCUGAUAGGCAGAAAGCACUGGCUGAGAUCCAGUUGUCGGCUUGA
Molecule: messenger RNA, 432 nt
Organism: Diaporthe amygdali
Lineage: Eukaryota; Fungi; Ascomycota; Sordariomycetes; Diaporthales; Diaporthaceae
Exons: 1
Coding region: 1-432 (143 amino acids)
Source: RefSeq, a predicted model, not a curated record